AUGACAUCACAUUCCAUGUCAGAAUCAUCCGAUUUCUGUUGGAGAUCAUCGAUGAAAGACGCUCUAUCAUCAGAACGUUUAGAUGAAGGAGCACGUCCAGUAUUCUCUAAACAACUUGUACUGGCAAGUGAUAACAUUCAGAAUUUUGUACCGGAAUAUAUACGCGAGAAAUUUCAAGAACGAAUUGAACCAAAUUUAUGCACAAUCAAAGCAGUUUGCAAAGCUGAACACAAAAAGCCCUUUUACACAUUUGUAUUGAGUUGGUACAAAAAUCUGGCACACAUGGAUAUUGACAAUAGUGCGUCAAUUUCUAAAUCCAAAAAAUCGCCUAUAUGUGCUCCAUCAACGGGUGAACAAGUCCGUCGCUGCGAUGGACCAUGUGGAAAAAUGCUACCGGUGAGAGAGCUUCGGGUCCACGGGCGGUGUGAGCAUGCUAUCUGUCUAUUUUGUACCACCAAUGCACCGAUGAUUGAAAAUACUGAUGGUUCCAUAGGAUGUUGCAACGAGGAGUGUUUUGCUACUGAUUUAGCAGCCGUUUGUCCGGAUCUAGUUUUGCGGCAUAAAUAUUUCCAAAAGAUUAUUAACAAGCAUAAAAUGGAUGAAAUCAUAGCAAAAGGUCAUAAAAGUAGCAAUCACAAUAUGAAACAGCUGCAACAAGCUAUGCAGUUGUCAUCUCCUGCAUCUCAAACUUCAUCAAUAAGCAAAUCGAGCAGAACUAAACGGAGCCUAAAGGAGCUAAUGUGCGUCAAAGUGCUCGUUCUCGAGAAAGGCCCAAUGGAAACGAUUUGCCGACGUCAUUCCGUUGCUGAAAUUGGUUCCACAGAAUCUCUGCGUAACACUCUGCAAUGGAUUGUUGGCUAUGGGCAAAGUCUUCAUAAAUCUCGUAUUUUCUUUAAUUACGGUGGAAAUGUCGAAGUUUCAAAGCUGCAAGAAAUUGAUUUGAAGGAAUACGGUGAUAAGAAAAUUAUCAAUUUUCCAUCAACUAACGGGAUGCUCAGUUUUGUGAUUGACAAUACGAAUACCGUUAGAGGAAAUUCCUUUUCGCCUUAUGUCUGA
Molecule: messenger RNA, 1056 nt
Organism: Cercopithifilaria johnstoni
Lineage: Eukaryota; Metazoa; Nematoda; Chromadorea; Rhabditida; Onchocercidae
Source: the annotation of a GenBank genome assembly